AUGCAGACCCUACAGCACUCUCAAGUUGGAUCUGCCAUAGAGUUCGAAGGUGACUCCGCGGUGGCGGAGGACUCAAGGCAUGGCUAUUUCAUGAGACAAGCUUUGCUGAUGGGCGAGAAGGCACUCCAGUCAGGUGAAACCCCCGUGGGCUGCGUUCUGGUGCACAAUGAUCAGAUUGUGGGGUUUGGCAUGAACGACACGAAUAGAUCCAUGAAUGGGACACGGCAUGCCGAGUUCAUAGCAAUUGCAGAGAUGCUCCAAUCCUACCCCAGAUCAGCAUUGCAACAUACGGAUCUCUAUGUGACGGUGGAACCCUGUGUGAUGUGUGCAUCUGCCUUGAAGCAAUACCGCAUACGCAGUGUGUACUUCGGUUGUGCUAAUGAUCGUUUUGGGGGGACCGGAGGCGUGCUGUCUUUGCAUUCCGACUCCUCAAUUGACCCGCCAUACCCUGUGUGCGGUGGUCUGUUCGAGAAAGAAGCAAUCAUGCUGCUCCGUCGUUUCUACAUCCAGGAAAACGAGAAAGCUCCUAACCCGAGACCGAAGAAGAAUCGAGAGUUGAAUACUAGAUUCGAGGAUGGCAGUGAAGAGGCGCUACCAACAUUGUAG
This is a messenger RNA of Penicillium canescens, 606 nucleotides long. RefSeq names its product nucleoside deaminase. The coding region runs from base 1 to 606 and encodes 201 amino acids. The transcript has 5 exons. Gene Ontology annotation, cellular component: nucleus; cytoplasm. NCBI's taxonomy places the organism in Eukaryota, Fungi, Ascomycota, Eurotiomycetes, Eurotiales, Aspergillaceae. The record is from RefSeq and is a predicted model, not a curated record. Gene Ontology annotation, biological process: tRNA wobble adenosine to inosine editing. Gene Ontology annotation, molecular function: zinc ion binding; tRNA-specific adenosine-34 deaminase activity.